Telopea speciosissima is the source of this 2718-nucleotide messenger RNA. RefSeq lists its product as uncharacterized. Gene Ontology annotation, biological process: protein phosphorylation. The coding region runs from base 130 to 2409 and encodes 759 amino acids. Lineage: Eukaryota; Viridiplantae; Streptophyta; Magnoliopsida; Proteales; Proteaceae. The transcript has 10 exons. Gene Ontology annotation, molecular function: protein kinase activity; ATP binding. The record is from RefSeq and is a predicted model, not a curated record.
GAGACACAGAAAACGAGGAAUUAACAGAGCGAUGUGGAUGUGGAGGCAUGAAUGCUUCAGUAAACGGCGGGAAGAAACAGAGGAAGAAUUUCAGUGAGAUCUGAAGGUUAAUGUGAAAAGAGAGAAGAAAUGAAAAUGUUGAGUGAUAGGCCGGCCGGCGAAGGUGAAGAAGUCACCGGCGGUGAUGGUUCAACGGUUAUGGUAGGGGUGAAGUUGGAUGCAGAGAGCAGAGAGUUACUUACUUGGGCUCUCGUCAAAGUCGCUCAAACAGGCGAUCGAGUUAUUGCUCUUCAUGUACUCAAUGAUUCAGACGUCAUUGAUCGAGAUGGGAAAUCAUGUCUUCUCUCGCUGGUCAAAGCGUUUGAUUCUGUACUUGCUGUGUAUGAAGGUUUCUGCAAUUUGAAACAGGUGGAUCUCAAACUUAAGAUCUGCAGAGGGUCUUCAGUUCGGAAAGUUAUAGUGCGGGAAGCGAAAGUUUAUGGGGCUAGUAAAAUCAUUGUAGGGACGGCCAGGAACCACCGCACAAUUGGGUCUCCUGUUUCUGUUGCAAAGUACUGUGCGAGGAAACUUUCGAAAGAUUGUUGUGUUGUUGCUGCUAAUAACGGUAAAGUUUUGUUUACGAGAGAAGCAUCUGCAGUACCCUCCAGUGGCUCCCGAGAAGAGGAUCAUGGCCUGCGUAAGAAUUUGUUCUCUGUGAUUCAGCGCUCAUUGAGUAAGCAUCAUAGUAAUAGACUACUAAAGGACGCACCAGCAGCGGUUGUAACUAAUCAGGAAACUCGUAGGGGUUCUGAGGCGGAAUCACCAAAAGCGGGGUCGGAUUGUUCAGUGGCUUCAUCACUGAGGCAGAUUUGUUCAAUCUGUACGCAGGAUACCAAUUGUACCCAACAUACAGAAGAUUCUAAUGGUGAUGAGAAUAAAGACAAUUCUUUGGCUUUAGUGCCACUACAGGCUCUUGAAGGAUUCUCAAAUUCAAUCUCACUAAGGAUCCACAAAAUGCCGGAGUUGAGACCUGGUUGGCCGCUCCUUCGCCAGAGAUUUUGGCCAAAUCGGCAAUCAGAGGAGAGAUCUUCUGAAAAGCAGAUCUCUGUAGUCCAAUGGGCAAUGCGGCUACCUAGUAGGUCUUCAGUAGCAGUUUAUCCUGAUUGUUAUCAAAUAAACAGUCAUCAGCAGGGUGAAGCUUGUGCCUCUAAAUUGGAUGGAGAGAGCGGCGCAAUUGUUCCAGUAGGGACCAAUGCGACUUCUCCUCCUCCUUCACCCAAGAAUGGAUCUAAGAACAUCCCCAAAGAGUUGGAAGGUCUGCACGAGAAGUACUCAUCCACAUGUAGAUUAUUUGGGUACCAGGAACUUGUGUCGGCGACGUCUAACUUUAAGACUGAUAAUUUGGUGGGAAAAGGAGGCAGUAGCCAGGUUUAUAGAGGGCAUCUUCCAGAUGGGAAAGAACUGGCAGUAAAAAUUUUGAAGCCAUCAGAAGAUGUGUUGAAAGAAUUUGUGUUGGAAAUUGAGAUCAUCACAACCUUAAAUCACAAUAACAUAGUCUCCCUCUUUGGGUUCUGCUUUGAGGACAACAAUCUUCUAUUGGUUUAUGACUUUUUUUCCAGGGGAAGCCUUGAAGAGAACCUUCACGGUAAUAUUAAGGACAAGUCGGCAUUCGGGUGGGGAGAGAGGUACAAGGUAGCUCUGGGUGUCGCUGAAGCUCUGGAAUACCUACACACUGGGAGUGCUCAAAAUGUGAUCCAUCGGGACGUGAAAUCAUCGAAUAUCCUUCUCUCUGAUGAUUUUGAGCCACAGCUGUCGGAUUUUGGACUUGCUACCUGGGCUUCAACCUCCUCAUCUCACAUAACAUGCACAGAUGUUGCAGGAACUUUUGGAUAUUUGGCUCCUGAGUACUUCAUGUAUGGCAAAGUAAAUGACAAGAUUGAUGUCUAUGCCUUUGGUGUUGUACUCCUUGAGCUUCUUUCCGGAAGGAAGCCCAUCUGCAGUGACUGUCCAAAGGGCCAAGAGAGCCUUGUUAUGUGGGCAAAGCCAAUUCUUGAUGGUGGGAAAAUCAUCCAAUUGUUAGAUCCAAGCUUUGGAGAUAGUUAUGACCAUGAUCAGAUGGAGCAGAUGGUUUUAGCUGCUACCCUCUGUAUCAGACGCUCACCUCGAUCAAGACCUCGAAUGAAUCUUGUCUUGAAGCUCCUCCAAGGUGAUCCUGAGGUAACCAAGUGGGCAAAGCUACAGGUUAAGGCUUCAGAGGAGUUUGAUACACAGGAUGAGGAAGCAUUUCCCCACACUAAUAUCCAGUCACAUCUUAAUGUUGCAUUGCUUGAUGUGGAGGACGAUUCAUUGUCCGUAAGCAGCAUUGAACAAAAUGUAUCGUUGGAGGAUUACUUACAAGGGAGAUGGAGCCGCUCAUCGAGCUUCGACUAACAAUUUUAAAAAAUGAAAGGACAAAGUCCUUGUUUGAUUCUUUCUGUAUAUUCUUUUGUUGUUCCCCUUCUUCUUGUGUUCUUGCUUGCAAGUAGGUCUUGGAUGAGAGGUUGUUUGCUGUUGUACCCUCCACCUUACCUUGUUAGCCAUGUCUCGGUCCCUGUUUAUUUGAGCUGGUUUUAGGAACCAUUAAUUGGUUCUGUUUUGAAUCUUCUUGCUCAUAAAGGUUGGUAACCAUUGCUUGAUAUGUGUUGUGCAUUUGAAGAAAUAAUAAGAGCAAGAGCAAGGCUGCCCCUGAAAUUUUGCUUC